UCUACAACCUGUGAAGUUAACAGAAGCAUCAGCUACAAAUCCUGGACAGAGAACCCACUGAAUCUGCCUGUCAGUAUUGGACAUUGAGAUGCCACGGCAAGAUGCUUACUACAGUUACCCCAGGAAGGGGCACAGCCGCUCUCACAUCACCACUGGAGAGGCUGCAGGAAUUGGCAUCCUGACAGUGGUCCUGGGAAUUUUACUGCUGCUCGGUUGCUGGUAUUGUAGAAGACGAAGUGGCUACAGAACCCUGACGAACAAGAGUCCUCAUGCUGCUACUGAAAGUACAUCAGGAGAAAAAUACCCGCAUGAAGUACUUGGCUAUGAGAACAGUGGUCAAUCUCAAGAGAAAAACUGUGAUCCUCUGGUUCCCAAUGCUCCACCUGCCUACGAGAAACUCCCUUCAGAUCAGUCGCCACCACCAUAUUCACCCUGAGACUACUUGAGAAAGGCUGAAAUGAUUGCCCCUCAUGCUUCUGCUUUAACUUAGUGUAGCCAUCUAAUAUUCUUUCCCAGAUUGCUGAAACAACAAUGUAUUAUCUCUAAUAUUAGGCCAGUGUUACAUUCUGAACUGGGCAACUAGCAGUACUAAUCAAGUUAGGAAUGAUGAAAACUAUUAAAAUGGAAAGUUUCUCCAAUAAAUA
Perognathus longimembris pacificus (Pacific pocket mouse) is the source of this 644-nucleotide messenger RNA. RefSeq names its product melan-A (gene Mlana). Gene Ontology annotation, cellular component: trans-Golgi network; melanosome; endoplasmic reticulum membrane. The record is from RefSeq and is a predicted model, not a curated record. The coding region runs from base 89 to 436 and encodes 115 amino acids. NCBI's taxonomy places the organism in Eukaryota, Metazoa, Chordata, Mammalia, Rodentia, Heteromyidae. The transcript has 5 exons.